AUGUCUGAAGCUGAUGUGACAUACUCUGACGUGAAAUUCACAAAAUCAAGGGAUAAAGACAAAGGUAGGUCCUAGAAUUAAUUCACAUGUGUAUCUGUGUAUCCAGUACAUCUUUCUAAUCUUGAAAUAACAUCAUCUACCUGCUGUGAGAGCGUUUAAAGAAAAUCAUCUAAAUUUUUACAAAAAGUGUCUUUAAGUGGAGAGUUAAAAAUGUGUAAAAAAUGUCUGUUUGGCACAUGUUGUCUAAAUGUUUCUCAGCAGUUUGUUUGUGGGUUUUUUGUUGCAGGGAAAGCUUCCCCUUCUGAGGACACCACAUACUCUGAGGUCAAGAUUGCAAAGACUGCACCUCAGCCGCCUGCAGAGCUCACUGGUGGGUAAACAUGUCAAAUAUAAACAGAAUAAGGAACCUGGACCUCCUGACGGUGAUUGUUACAGUGCAGUCAUAUUACAAAUAUAUCUUUAACAAGCCUUUUCAACUCAUUUGCACCCAUCAUGCUGGCCCUGGUACUCAGAAGUCUGAGUAUUUCAGCAAUCAGUAUUCUUAUUUCUCACUUUAUUUAAUGUUUAUAUUAUUAUUUGUAGUAUUGUUUAUUUUCCUUGGUUGUUUACAGUUGAACAGAGUCUAGAUUGUUUAAUUAAAUGCUUUUAGCUUGUGUAAACAAAAGAGUGAAAGUAAAGAUUAAAAGCUGAUACUUACAUAUGAUCAUCUUCCAUUCUAAUGUAGAUUUGGGAAUAUAAAUGUGAGAUUUGUCAUAUUUUUUCUGUAAAAUUGCAAACUGAAGCGGUCGCCCCGAGUUAUCUUAGCGUUAAAAUUUUUAAAAGUUACUGUCAUUGACACAUAAUCUAAAAGAGGGCUUUAACAGGGUACAGAGGAUGACUGCUUGAUGAGUAAAAAAUAAAAUAAGGAAGUGGUAAUGCAAUAGACUUUGGGCGAUCCAUAAUCAGCCUUCAUGUUACCUGUUAGUCUGUUUAUGUCUGUGUAAACCCUCCUCCAGUUACAGUAUAAUUCUGAGAGUAUGUGUGUAAAUAUGAGGACCUGCUAAUGUUAGGUCGUCUGAUCUGAAGCUGUGACGUGAUGGCUGAGUUGAUAUGUGCGACUCAAAUGGGGUUAAAGUUACUGCAGUGACAAGAACAGGAAAAGCUAAAGCAGACAUUGGAGCGUGGAGUGUGAAGGGUUGGUGUAUUUUAUAAAAGUGUGAGUGUAAACGUGUUUGCAGAAGUUGAACUCAGUCAUACCAUAAAAUGUGCACAUGAAGUUCCUGUAUCUGCACGUUGAAUCAUCUCUCUGUCUCUGAAGGUCAUCUGAAUCCUGUUUUCGAGGUAUUUCAAAGUGAUGACAUAUCUUCAGAUGACACAAACUAACGAUACUGAUGACACCAGCGUUUUUUUUUCGGUCAUCCUCUUGCCCAAAGCGAACAAGCCCAGCCAUGAUGACAGAGUUUAGGCCAACAGUAGAAAGAGAAGUUCACCGUAAAAGACCACUGUCUCUCUUUUCUGUCUUUUCUGUCGUCCAACAGGUCCACAACAACCGGCUGAAUCAAACAAACGGUCAUGUCCCACAUCAGUGACUGCGGUCGUGGUUGUUCUUCUGGUUCUUCUGGUUUGUGCUGCCUCUGCCCUUGGAUAUACCAGUAAGUGAUGAAGGUUCCUCUGGAUCACUGAUGGAGACGUUUUCCUAUCCUUGAUGGAGUCUCAUCUCUGUCCAUCUCUCUCUGAACUCAGCUCAGUCUCAGCAGAUGACUGUCUAACAUCAGUCUGGUUCUGCUCAGGGUUUCUGCCUGUUAACCCUCCUCCUGUGUUAGAGUCUGCUACGACCCGUUUUUGUCUUUAAAUGCUUAAAAGAACCACUGAAAUCCGUUUUUUUUUUUUGCAUCAAGACUUUUUUUUGACUUUGUCAGGAACCUCUAGUUCAACAAAAUGAAAAUCAAAAAAAUCAAAUAGACUCAAUUAUAAAAUGCUCUUAUUAAAAUCAUGGCUCUUGUCCUGUUAUGGACGCUGUUGACCCGGUUAGAUUAAAAAUCAAUAAUUAGAGCAAAAACUGAAAUCAUAAGUGCAUCGACAGGCACCACACUGACAGUCAGAUCCUCUUCCAAUCAUGUGAGAUUUAGGGAAUUCUGAUUUUUCCAUGUUUUUCCUGCACAAAAAACAACGGCGGGGAUGUUGAGACAUGUGAGAUCAAUUCAGUAAAGAUGUCUGUAUGAGGAGUAAACUGACAAAGAAAGACCCAGAGGCCCACAAUAAAAAUUAUUAUAAGCAAUAUUUUCAUUAAAUAAUGAAGCCGAACAAGGUAACCUGGAGAUGAGAACCAAACUGGAUGAUAGAGAAAUGUUCUGAGUUUACUAAGUACUAAGGAGUGAAGUGAUGUCGGCUGUGUGGAAGUCUGAACAAGACGUUGCAGCGGAGUGCAAAACUUGUCAUGCAUGUACAUGUGCCAAUAUCUGGUCAAUAUCGAUAUUGGCCAAUAGUGAAGGCCACAAUAUCGAUAUUGGAAGUCAAAAAGUUGUAUCGGGACACCCCUGAUAUUAAAGCUUCAUGUUUUCUGAACAUCUCUGUGAGAUAAUUGAAGAGACUCUGACCGUCAGAGUUUGAUUUUUCCUGACAAUCCUUUUUUCUUACACCAGCUUAUCAAAACUCUCAAACCGAAGAGCAACUGCGAAGUCUGCGAGUCGAGAAUGAAGAGCUGAAGAAAAACAUCACAGGUAGGUUUGGGACACUGCUGUCACUGGUUUGUUCAUUAACACUCAGGGUUUUGAGGAAUAAUGAGGACUUUAUUACACAGUGUGAUAAAGUUAUUGACUCCAUGCAGGUCCUCGGUAGCAUCUUCAAGAAUGACAGAUGAAUAAUAUUGUUAAAUGUAUUUAUUUUUUUCAUUUCAGGGAGGAAAUGUGAAGCGAAACCGUGCCUCAUAUUCAACCAAACAUGCCCGAGUGAGUACAGACUCUAUAUUGAAUUAAAGGUUCUGCCUCCUGAUGAUAAUUAAAGGAGCGUUUGAUAACCAGUAAACUGCCUCCAAGUUAAACACUAAAACUGAAGUCUUUGCUGUGAUUUAUUCACAGAGGAACAUUGUCUAAAAUGUGAAGAAGGCUGGGAGCGGUUUGGAGAAAUGUGUUAUAAUUUCUCUACCAAUAAAUUAAACUGGAACGCCAGCAGAGACGACUGUCAACGGAGAGGAGGAGACCUGGUGAAGAUUGAGAGCAGAGAGGAGCAGGUAAAACACACACAGAUCUCUGGGUCUGUGUUUCAUUUUGUUUUAUCACCGUGAUUUGGACGAUUCUGAUUCAAACUGUGUCGUUCAGAUCUACCUGGAUGAGAUAUUGAGAAAUAAGAUGAAGGAGCCUGAGGACAAGUUCUGGAUCGGACUGACAGACUCAGUGAAUGAGGGCGAAUGGUUGUGGGUGGACGGAUCUCCUCUGAACGAAAGGUUUGACUGUUUUGAACACAUUUACUAUAAAUCCAAAAAAAAGAAAUGAUGGAGCAUUUGAAACAAGUUUUUCCCUCUUUUCUGUCUCCUAGUUUGAAGUUUUGGAAUGGAGACGAGCCAGACAACUGGAGAGGAAAAAAUUCACGUGGUGAGGACUGUGCGAGGAUGGGGGAGCGAGGAGGAGCUGAAGACAAUGAAAGCUGGUUUGAUCAAUCCUGUGAGAAACUUAACAAACACAUCUGUGAGAAAUCAGCAGAAACUGGACAACUUGAAUGUGUGACCUCUCGGCCCAGUCUUAGAGCAGGAUACAGAACGUGAGGUAACAUUAAUACUGAAGAUAUUGAAUGUACAUUAGCUGUGCAGUGAUACUGAAAUCAUAACAGCAUGAUGUAUUUUAAAUAUGUUCUUACUGUCUGUAAAAUAAGCACAAGUUCAUUAUAAUGGGCCUUUUUUGAACAGGAGUGUUUGGAGCAACAUGAAGUUUGUUUAAAGAGUUUUAAAGUCAGAAUUAUGAGUGAAGCUCAAGUUAAAAUGAUUUUCUCAUGAGAAUAAAAACAUAGUUAAGUCUCUUUGUUACAAGUCCCUAAUUCAGUCUCAUCAUGCUGUUUUAAAAUACCACACAACUCAGUUUAUAUCAUGACUGAAAUACAACUUUAUUUUUGUAAUAUAAUGUUGAGAACUGAUUUUUUUAGACUUUAUUUUGAUUUUACAACUUUAUUCUGACAAAAAAAGUGUUUUUCUUUAUUGUGGCCUGAUUACUCCUUCAUAGAAUAUAGUAUUUUGGAUUUUUUUUACAUUUAUCUGAUCUGCUUGCUCUGAAUUAUGUUUUUAUUUAUCGAUUGAUUGUUCAGUUUGUAAAAACUUUUAAGAAUAGUGAGCCAUGUUUUUUUAUUUUCGCUUUAGUGGAGUAAAAAGUUGCUUAAGUGGUUUAAUUUUAACUAAUUGAUUGAUCCACUGACCACUUGGUUUUGUCGUUUCAUUUAAGUACUUAAACAUCAAAUUUUAAAAGCUUUUAUAACAACUGUUUGCCAAUAAUGUGUUUGUACAUUUGCAACCGAGUUAAUAAAUCCUGAAGCGUAGAAAACAGUAUGACAAGUUUUCCACUGAGAGUGAAUGUUCAGUGUUUGUGCAGGAUUAUAAAAAUAUAAAUACUGUAUAAAAAUGUCUUUUCUUAUUGCAUCACUUUAUAAUUCUUGUCCAUUAAAUCUAGAAUUUUAAUUGACUCAAUUCAAUGAAACGAGGAACAAACACGAUUCUGUAAACAGGAAAAAGUUUAACAUGAAAUGAAGUGAAGAGAAGUAAAAAAAACAAAGAAGUGACCGCGAGGAAGAGUCACGUCUAGAGUGACUUUUUAGUUGUGAAUAUUUGAAGAAAUUUUUCAAACUACACACUCUUUUUUUCCUGGUUAUCUAAAUUAGCGAGUUUAUCUGUGACUUUAUCAACACUUCUGCUGAUUUUGAGCAAAGAUUAAAACUUUUAGAAAAGUCUCAGAGUUGUUUAUUCACCACAGAUUGAAGAACUUUCGUAACGCAGUUUCUUGAGAACUGAAGUUGCAGUGAAGUAUAAAAAUGUUCAUGACUGUCAUGUCACAGGAAAACUACAACAGAGGGCAAAUAUUUUAACGAGUUAAUGCUGAAGUGAUGGAUUUCUGUUUGAAUUCAUGUGAGAUUUUUCAGUCACUAUGACUUCAGGAUAUCAUAGUUUUCUCAUCGUAAAACACAGUAAACUACAAAACACAAGGUCUUCAUCAGUAGUAUGAUCGAAAAAACUAUUUAACAUAAAUAUGAUGAAGUUUUCUGAGCAGCUGAUCAUGACAAAGUUGCUUCCCUCACUGUAAAGUAUUUUUAGGAACAUUAUAAAUUAAAGGUUUAACAGGAAGUGGUUAAUGCUAAGUGUCGUGUCUUCUCUGAAAUUUAGACUGUAAUCUAAAAAUCAACACAACAGGAAGAAGAACCAAAAACUGGUGGGUGUUAAAAUACCAUCUCUCUACCUGUCUACGUCAAAGCUUCACAACAUCUCCAUCCUCAGACUCGACUCCGUCCGAUAGAAGAACCUGAUCGCCUUUAAAAUGAAUCCCUCACAGAGCCACUCAGCAGGUAAGACACACUUAAAUUAGUCCAACUCAGUACUCAAAAGUCUGUUUAGAACUAUAAAUACCGUAUAAAUAUAAGGAUUCUUAUUACACCACUUUAUAAUUCUUUUCCGUCAAAUCUCAAAUUUUAUUUGAUUUAAUUCGACUGAUUCAAUGAAAAGAGGAAGAAACACGAUUCUGUAAACAGGAAAAACUUCAACAUGAAAUAAAGUGAGGAGAAGUAAAAAAAGAGGAAGUGACCGUGAGGAAGAGUCACGUCUAGAGUGUAAAUUAAGUGUCCAGAUGUAAACCUUUUAAUGCAGCCUCAUAUACGACACUUUUACAUUUCAGAGACUUACAGUAAAACUUACUCUUCUACAGUAUGGAGAGACGUUCGAACGUAAAUUUGAUAUCAACCUCAGUUAAAGGCGGGGUCGGCAGGAAACUGUUAAAGAAGCAUCUUUUUUUCUGGUGUUUAUACAAAAAACUUUUAAUAUCAGUUAUUAGUUAUUAGUUAUUAGUUAUUGAUGACAUUUGAUAAUAUAACGAUAUCUCUGUGUUCUCUUAUGUCUGUGUCGUCAACAUUUGAACAUUUUAGAGCGGUCCGCUCUUUCUGACUGUAAUCAAAGCCGUUCUCCGCCUCCCCGACCUGAUUGGUUGUUAGGCGGACGAUGCUCUUCCGAGUCAUUCACCGGCCCAAACAAAGUUAGCGUGCUACAAUAUCGGACAGUAGAAACCAACCAGAAAGUUCGGAAAAUUGUCUGAAUCCUCCUUUGGCCACGACUGCCGACACAAGCAAGAAAACAAAGUAAAUACCGGAGACUCUGGAGGAAUAACGGGCGCUUAAAACGGAGGUAGACCGGACAAGAGCUAAAAAGCCGGGUCAACAUAAACGAUGGGGGACGCUUGGGGAUCUUGGUGACCCUGUAACCUUUCUGCUGGACAGGUAAACCGCUUUAACAAAGUAAGACAAGUGUCUGUAACAGAAGUGUUUCUUGUCAAACGGACCUGCUGUAGCGUGUUGUAGCGCCAUCGCUAAACUGUCCUCCCUCGGGUCCUGGACUAUGUCACUUUAUCCUAGUUGUAGAAGUCCUGCAAACAUUGUGUUUGCUGGUAGUCUGUUGGCAUCUACAGUAGCACCAAUGUUUUUGACUUUCACCUUGACUGGGCCCCAUUUGUGAUGAUCUGAAGUAUUUAUCUGCAUUAUAUCUGAAUUUAACUGGAACGAUAGGAGCGAGCAGGAGCGUCUGUUUGUGGGCGGGGCUUGAGGGGAGAGGAGGAGCUGAGGGGAAAACUGGUUGUGAGGGGUAGAGUUUACAUUCAAGAUCUCUCCUAAAAACUGGAACGUCCUCAGAUCCUGACUACACCACCUUUAAAGGUUCUGCCCCCUGAUGAUAAUUAAAGGAGCGUUUGAUCACCAGUAAACUGCCUCCAAAUUAAACAAACUUUAAAUUUUGACUGAAGUCUUUGCUUUGAUAUAUUCACAGCAAUCAAGAGUCUUAAAUGUGACCAAGGCUGGGAGCGAGUUGGAGAAACGUGUUAUUAUUUCUCCACCUAUAAAUUAAACUGGAACGCCAGCAGAAACGACUGUCGGUGGAGAGGAGGAGACCUGGUGAAGAUUGAGAGCAGAGAGGAGCAGGUAAAACACACACAGAUCUCUGGGUCUGUGUUUCAUUUUGUUUUAUCACCGUGAUUUGGACGAUUUUGAUUUUUAAAAUGUGUCGUUCAGAUCUUCCUGGAUAAGAAACUGGAAGAAAAAAUGACUGGGUACGAGUACAAGUUCUGGAUCGGACUGACAGACUCAGAGAAAGAGGGCGAAUGGUUGUGGGUGGACGGAUCUCCUCUGAAUGAAAGGUUUGACUGUUUUGGACACAUUUACUAUAAAUCCAAAAAAAUAAAUGAUGGAGCAUUUGAAACAAGUUUUUUCCUCUUUUCUGUCUGCUAGUUUGGUGUUUUGGAAUGGAAAAGAGCCAGACAACUGGACAGGAAAAAAUCCACUUGGUGAAAACUGUGCGAGGAUGGGGGAGCGAGGAGGAGCUGAAGACAACAAGAGCUGGUUUGAUCGAUCCUGCGAGGAUCCUCACAAACACAUCUGUGAGAAAUCAGCCAUCAACGAAUGACUUAAAGCUGCUGUGAGGAGUUUUUGAAGGCGGUCAUCUCUACGCUGUAAAAAAUGCGGCUUUAAGAAACGACUUUUUCAGAGUUCAGCUUUAGAGGAGGACAGAAAGUGGAGCUAUGUUGAGAUUUUGUUCUGCUGAUGUUAUCAAAAUAAAAUCCUGACAGGAAAAUGCUCAUAUAACCAAAACAUUAUUACAGACUGAUGUGCUUUAGCUUCAAAGUGACAUUUCCUCUGAUUGAGAUGUAAAAAAACUGAAUUAAAAACUAUUAAAAAUGUUUUUUUUUCCUAUUGAUUGAUUUUUUAAAGAAUUCUGAAAGUGACGAAUGAAUUUUUUGGACGGGUGAAAUUAUUUGAAAUAUACAUGUAUAUACUGUUGAGUCAUUUUCCUGUUUGUGAGACUUAUAAUAAAACUAAAACUGACCCCAUAAGACCUUUCACUGCGGAGGUCUUCAAACCUCAGAGACUGUUGCUCAUAGACCGUAUAAACUAUAGACAACUUCGUUCUGCAAACCGUCGUUAUACGAAUUUGAAGGCGAAUUGCGCUCGGUAUUUCCGGGAUGCGAUAUUUUUUUGGAGGAUGGUAGGGGAAGGUCCUGCCUCCUUCACCUCUGAUUGGCUAGAAAAGCUGGAACGUCAUUACAAGCUCACUGCCAGAACAGCACCCUCUGGUGACGGGCUGCAGUAUAGGUCAUAAACCCCGCCUCUGCAGCAAUCCUUAUGGAGCUGUGAACAAACUUUAUAAAUUUAUUACUCAGAAUAUAAAUGUUUCUCCCUCCUGGUUGUGAUGUUGACAUGUAGUUACAGUCAGACUGGUUUGUGCUCAAGUCCUCUUUUUUCUGUACAGCUCUGUUUUUAAAAGUUAUUAGGGGGUUCAUGUUUUCUGUGAUUGACACCUGAUACAGCCUAUGGGCGUACAGAGAGCUUUUAGCUUCAAAUCCGUACAUCGGCGGAAGGUUGAACCAAGUUGUCCUUAGAAUAUACAGUCUAUGUCCAGAACAUUAUCGCAUUUCUGAAUCUCCUAACCCGACAGACGAUGACGUUUCACAGCCAUAAGGAAUAACCAAUCGAAGCCCAGCACUUCUCGCCAAUCAGAGGCGAAGGAGGCUGGACCUUCCCCCUACUAUCCCAUAGAUAAACUAAGGCUGUGUCCGAAAUGGCCUACUACUCCUACUACUCGUACUAAACCCGCCUCUGAAUUGAGUAGGCAGUGCGUUCACACUGUACAAUAUGCGAAUUUUGUGUAUGCGAGAAAUGCCUGGAUGUAUACUCAAUCAGCUUCGAUUUCUGAGUGUGCAACGGAGCUUGCUUCACGUACUGCUUCUGCCCCACAAUGCAUUGCGCACCUCAGCUGGUAAUAUGGCCCUCCUUCCCGAGGCUGAAAAGAAAUAGAUGGCAUGUGAUUGCAAUAAUAAUGAUAUUUAUAUAAAUAGAUAAACAAUAUUUAGUCAGUAUACAUUACACAAUUUUCAUCAUUUUAUCAUACUUUGAUCUUUUUACCAGAUUUAUUUGUAUUUUAAAUUAGGAUUAUAGGUAAUGUUUUUAACUAUUUGUAUGAAUUGACUUUAUUUAUUUAAGUGUCUAUUAAAGAUGUAUUUAUUACAUCAAGUUUGAGCAUCUUCUCAUCUCUGAAUGCAUCAUCAAAGUGGUCGCUCAUAUUAAGCACAGACCUCUGAUUAAUAAAAAUUAUUAUUGGUAGAGAGCACAUGGUUCAGAAUAUACAAACAGGGGAGUUUCCAGUUGACAAUCUAUGUGAGCUUUACUAAUUCUUACUUGUGAUUGAAAAUCUGAUGGUUUCUGAAAUAAUCAUUGUACAUGAAAAGAAUGUAGUCGGGAAAUGAUGUAUUUGCCAAGGAAUAACCGAACGAGGUCAUAAUAAUUAUGUUGUGUGUUGGUCAUUUUGCAGCCCUCUGCUGCUCAUCACAGGCCUAGCAGGUGGUGUAUAGCAUUAUCACCAUGGAUAUACAGAUGUUUGUGUGAUUUUUUUCAUCCACUGCCGCUCGGUUUGUGUCGUGUAGAUGUUGAUUAUGAAAACACUUCGCAAUAAUUUGGAAACGUAAAGGGGGAGCUGCUGCUGCCCGGUGUUUACGGUAAAUAGACGCAAACACCCACCAAGCGGACGCUUCGGUCUCUGAAAACGCAGAGACAAAUUUACAAACAGCCACUAUUUCAAACAACUGGGCUCAUGAUCUUGAUGUAAACACUUACUUUCUCGCUAGAAAAAAUAUUAUUAUUGAAUGAAUUUAUAUAAUUUGUCCGGGAUGCAGUCGUUCUAUGUAGCUUGUGGUAGGACUAUUUAAAUUUUCCCGGCGCUGCGUCCGGCCGGCACGAAAUGCAUUCUGGGGUAUUUAGUAUGCAUCUGUAUGUAAACGCUCGGGCAGCCGCAGCAUACUCAAAUCAUCUUUGAGUAGUCAGUAGGCAGUAGCUACUGCUUGAGUAGGUAAGUAGAUAGUAGGCAGUAUGCCAUUUCGGACACAGCCUAAAUGAAUCGAGGCGGAGUCACCGGCGUCUGUACACGGCGACCAUCUUACUCCAGUAUACCAUUCAGGUUCGCUCUAUGGUAGCCGACAGGAAGUGAGUAAUCUGCAUGAUCAAAAAUCCUCUUAACUCGCUCAAAUCUUGACAGAUUUACAAACAAUCACUUGAUGUUCCUUCCCACCACAGUCUGGACUUCAGCCCAUAGAGGGCGUGUAUUCCCGAUCAGAAAAUAACCGGGCCAAUCAGAGACCGUGUUUCCACUGUUACCCGGACAACAGGGAAAGGCAGCCCCUGAUUGGAUGGCCCGGCCAGGCUACUUCUUUGCUGCUGUACGACCCUUUGCUUCGACUCAACUUUAAGUCAACAAGUCUGGACUCAAAUGACCCCGAAGUUUUCAGAGACGUCCUUCAGUUACAGAAUCACGUUUUCACCUCGCAGCUCAAGUUCACACUUUGCAUCGUGAAAUCUCACAAUGUAAAGUUCCUGAAAAGCUUUGCAGAGUUCGAUAUUUAGUGAUGUGAAAUGCAGAAGCUGCAAGUUUCAACUCCGUCAUUUCUUCAGAAGUUGAGGUAUCAUCACCAAAUAAAUGCUGGAAACCACCAUGAGACAUUUUAUCAGAUGAAGCAACUUUUCGUCUGACCUUGUGGUAACGGCAUAGAAAAAAUUAAUCUGAACCUGAAAUCCAAGAAAGCAGAAACAGUUGUGCUGACGUGACAAGAUCCUACACCCAUCUGGUUUCUCUGCUUUAUUAACAGGAAGAACGUUUCUUCAUCUUCAGUCCACUCCCUCUGAUCCGAGGACCUGGACAGCUUUACCAUGAGACCUCUACGGAGCUACAGACGGGGUAAGGAGAAGUGAUUUCCCUGCUGAAGAGACGUGUGGAUGUUUGGGUUUAUUCUGCCCACUCUCUCUGUGUUGGACAGGUGAAACUUCAGACUCUCUGCAGCUCAUAGAGUCCAGCGGAGGGUCAAAGGUCCCAUCAGAGAGGGUGGUUCUGCUGGUCCUCGGCGCUCUCCUGGCUGCUGCUCUCGUCCUCAUCUGGUGCCUCAGUGAGUUCCUCACGUUUUCAUCAUGAAGUUCGUUUGUUUUGGUUUUGAUGGGUGAAAAAUUGACGUCUCAGCUGCAGAUAUCAGUCCACUCUUUGGAAAAAUCCACGUUUCCUGACUUGUGAAGUCUCCAGACUCUGUUUAUUCAUUUUCAUCUUUAACUUCACUGACUUAUACUUUUCGAUUUCCACUCAGUUCGUACAAAUAUAAGGACUCAUGUAAGUUUCCAGAGACUGAGAGACGAGCACGAAGCGCUGAGGAGAAACCUCACAGGUGACUCUUUCAAACAUUCACACGCAGCUCAAACUUUACAACUUUUGACUUUAAUCUGUUUUAAUCCGUUUUAAUUACAGAAGGACUGGAUCAGGACAAACUGAAGCGUGAGUAGAGAGCUUUGGUUUUCUUUCACUGUAUUUACGUCUCCAAAAUAACACGUCAUCAGAGCUGACGGAAGUCUUCGCUGAUCUCUCCAGAGAAGAAUCUGAAAUGUGAAGACGGCUGGGAGGAGAACGGAGGGAAGUGUUUUUACUUCUCCAUGACUCGAUCACCCUGGAGUGAGAGCAGAGCUGAGUGCCAACGCAAGGGAGGAGAUCUGCUGAAGAUCCAGAGCGGAGAGGAGCAGGUGAAACACCCUGAGAUGAAGUUCUCAGCAUUUAUUUUCAUCCUGCUGCAGAGUCCCUUCAGUUUACAGUUUUGUUUGUGUUCUCGCAGGAUUUCCUGAAUUUGAAGUUACCGGAACGGAUGGACAAUUCUGAGGACAUGUUCUGGAUCGGACUGACGGACACGCAGACGGAGGGUACCUGGUUGUGGGUGGAUGGAUCGCUUUCGGACACAGGGUUCGACUGUUUUUAACACAUUUUAGUUCAUCUCCAAAAUAAACGCAGCAGUUUUAAGGAAGCGUUUCUACCUUCUCUCUGCAGGUUCACGUUUUGGGGUCAGAAUGAGCCAGACAACCUGAUGCAUGACGACGCGAGAGGGCAGGACUGCGCUCGGGUGGGGGGAACAGGAUUCAGUAAGCACUGGUUCGACAGAUCCUGCCGGAGCCCCCAGAAGAGUAUCUGCGAGAAACCGGUCGAAAAAGCCGAAACUGGACUCUGA
Xyrichtys novacula (pearly razorfish) is the source of this 12230-nucleotide messenger RNA. NCBI's taxonomy places the organism in Eukaryota, Metazoa, Chordata, Actinopteri, Labriformes, Labridae. The record is from the annotation of a GenBank genome assembly.